Molecule: messenger RNA, 930 nt
Organism: Fomitiporia mediterranea MF3/22
Lineage: Eukaryota; Fungi; Basidiomycota; Agaricomycetes; Hymenochaetales; Hymenochaetaceae
Product: DNA/RNA polymerase
Exons: 1
Coding region: 1-930 (309 amino acids)
Source: RefSeq, a predicted model, not a curated record
AUGGACCCUCAUAAAGUCGAUUCUAUUCAACAAUGGAAAGUACCUACUAAUAAAGAUUUGUUACAAGGUUUCUUAGGAUCAGUAGGGUAUUUAGCACCCAAUAUACCUCAGUUACACAUUUCUACAGGUAUUUUAUCAAAAAUUGCAGGAGAAACUGCAUUUUUCAGAUGGACAUUCACUGAACAGCAAGUAUUUGAUCAAAUAGUAAAGCUAGUAUUGGAUUUCAGGCACAAUCACAGGAUAGUAUUGGACUAUAGUAAGAAUGCACCACCUAUCAACAUUGUUACAGACACUUUGGCUUCAGGAAUUGGAGGAAUAGUCAGCCAAGGUCAUGAUUGGAAAGAUUCCAAGAUAGUAGUGUUUUUCUCAGCAAAAUUAAACCCUGUGCAACAGAAUUACCCAGUACACAAUGUAGAAUUACUAGCAGGAGUAGAAACUAUGCUAAGACACAAGAAUCUACUACAAGGAACGCAUUUCUUUUGGUAUACCAAUCACAGAGUGUUAGAACACAUUCUAAGGCAACUGGCAUUAAGUGGAAGACAAGCUAGAUGGCUAGAGAAGAUAUCAGACUUCCAUUUCACUGUAAAGUACAUUCCAGGCACUACAAACAUUCUUGCAGACACGUUAUCAUGUAUAUACUCAGGAGAUUUACUAGGAACAACUCAAUCUCAGCAAGAAUAUACAUUGCAACUUGACAACAAUGAUCUAUCAAGGAUUAAUCAAGUUAGGAAUAGCAUUUCACAGCUGUUAGAGAUACAGGAUACUGUAUAUAUUGAGGCUAGACUAGUAGCAGUAAGGAAAACUUCACCUCAAGGAUCGAUUACAAGUCGACUGUACAACAGAAAGGCUAGAUUAAUUACCAGACAUGCCAGAAACUCACAGACAAACCUCCAAACAGAGGGCAGGCCUGCUACAAGGACUAGAAGCUAG